GUGACCGCAUUUCGCGCCUUCUCAUAAAAGCAAAAGCAGUCGUUGGAUGAACGAAAGACGAUUUUCAGCCGAAAAUGUUAUGAAUUUGUUUUAAUCUGGCCUUCUAGAGUGAUUUUGCCUUCGAGAACUUAGAAACAGUCGUUUUUAUUAGUUUUAGUGAAAUUGUUUGCAAGAAUUGGACAAAAUGUAUGUGAAAAGCAUCAUCAUCGAGGGCUUCAAGUCCUACGGUCGCCGAGUGGAAAUCAAAGAUUUCGAUCCGUCUUUCAAUGCUAUCACAGGAUUGAACGGAACUGGCAAGUCCAACAUCUUGGAUGCGCUUUGUUUCGUCAUGGGCAUCUCCAACCUGUCUAGCGUCCGAGCGCAUUCCUUGGAGGAGCUGGUAUACAAACACGGCCAGGCCAAUGUGACCAAAGCCUCGGUCACCGUCACUUUCGACAACACGAACAAGGAACAAAGUCCCUGUGGCUAUGAGGAGAAGGACACCAUCAGUAUCACCAGACAGGUGAUCAUCGGUGGCAAAAAUAAGUACCUCAUCAACGGCAUCACUGUGCAGAACACCCGUGUUGCUGAUCUCUUCAAAUCGGUGCAGUUGAAUGUCAACAACCCUCACUUUUUAAUCAUGCAGGGAAAAAUCACCAAAGUCCUCAACAUGAAACCGAAAGAAAUUUUGAGCAUGGUAGAAGAAGCGGCCGGCACUCGAAUGUACAAGACCAAGAAGGAGCAGUCGCUGAAAACGCUGGAGAAAAAAGACCAAAAACUGGUGGAGGUCAAUAGGCAGGUAAACGAAGAACUGCAACCCAAAAUCGAGCGGCUUCGACAGGAAAAGGCGCAAUACCUGGAGCUGCAGAAGUGCACCAGAGAGAUUGAGACGCUCUCUCGGCAGGACACUGCCCACAAAUAUUAUGAAUACCAGGAGCAAAAAGUGAAGCUGGACGGAGACCUGCAGAACGCAGAGAAGAAGGUUUCCAAGUUGGAGGGACAGGUUGAGUCGAAGGCCGAGGAAUACAAGCGGCUGGAGGAGAAUUUAAAAAAGUUGAUGGAGGCUAAGAAGAGUGAGGGCGAGAGCGCUCUGAGUGCUCUUGAAAAAGAAUUGCAUGAAGCUGUCACACAUGAUGCAAAAUUGGCAGCGGAAAGUAAGUCUCUUGGAGAGGCUGCGAGUAGCGAAGCCAAAAGGCGGCAACAGGUUUUGAAAUCGAUGAAAAAUGAUGAGAAACUUCUCGCUACCAAAGAAGCUCAAUUGGCUGGAGGCAGGGAUGAGUUCUCGGCCGCUGACGCUAAGACGAAAGAAUUGACUGAUGCUUUGGAGGCGGCCAGGAAACGGCACGAGGCGGCCAGCAUGGGCAUGUUUGUUGAUGAAGAAGGCAAAGCCACCUCUCUGCAGCAGCAGUUCAUCGACGCCCAAACCACGGCCAUCAGCGCAACAACUCAAGAAAGCACCCUUUCGAUGCAGAUCACACAACUGAAAAAGGAACUGGCUGCCAAGAAAGCGGAGCUGAAGGGGGCAAGUGGUCAAGAUAUAACACAGGAAAAAAACAAGCUCAAAACUUUAGAGGAAAAGAUAGCCUCUUUAAAAUCCAAAUUGGAGAAGCAAUCUGGUUGUGAAGAGGCCUAUGAAGAAGCUAAACACAAGCAGCGUGCUGUCGUCCGUGAAGUUUCCAGUCUCAAAGAACAAGUUUCGGAGCAACUGCGAAAUUUCCCAAGUGCAACCUUCAACUUCCCAGAUCCUUGCCCUGGUUUUGACCGCUCCAAGGUCAAAGGUCUGAUCUGCAACAACGUCCGAGUGAAGAAACCAGAGUUUGCCCUGGCCAUCGAAACGGUGGCCGGCGGCUCCUUGUACAAUGUGUUGGUGGACAACGAGGAGACGGCCAAGUUGCUGAUCAAGUCGGCUCACGAACGCCGCACCUACCUGCCCCUCAACAAGCUCCAGUCCUCGACUCUGCCCAAGGACAGGGUGGACGCCGCCAAGAACCUGGUGGGCGCCAAUGACGUCUGGCUGGCCAUGGACCUUGUCGAAUUUGACCCGCAACUAAAACCUGCCAUGCAGAGGAUCUUUGGAAACACGCUCGUCUGCCGAACGCAGGACGCUGCCAAGUCCCUUCCUUUCAACCCUAGGGUUGGAUGCACCUGUGUCUCGUUGGAAGGCGAUUCCUUCAGUCCUUCCGGUGUGAUGAGUGGUGGUUCCACCGACAAAAAGUCUCUGUUGCUGCCAGUGCUUGAAAAGUCCAGAGAGGCGAGAGAAAAACUCAAAGGCAAACAGAUGGAAUUGGCCAACAUUGAAGAGCACCUCAGAAACAACGAGAAGGGCAUGCAAGUGAAGCAGCAGUUGAGAGCCGAGUUGGAGGAGGCGCAACACAGUGCCAGUCUGUGCAGAGACUCUAUUGCCAAGAGCAACCGAGGCCGCCUUGAGCUUGAAAACCAAGAACUCGAGACCCAGCUGACGGAGGCAGAGGAAAAGGUGAAGAUUGCAAGAGAAACUUUGGCCAAGAGCCUGAGCAAGCAAAAGGAAGUUGAGGCUUUGAUGAAGGACAGCAAAAAUCACGCCGAGAAGCAGAAAAAGCAGGCCGAGAAAGAACUCAAAGAGCUGCAGAAGCAGCUCGACAAGCACAAACAGUCCUCCGAACAGAAAAUGCAGGAAUUCAGCACUAUGGAAGCCGAGAUGGAGCAGCUGAAGACAGCAAUUGAAACAGCCAAGGAGGAAGCAAAGGAGGCGGCCGCUUUGAUAGAGGCCAACGAAGCAAAGCUGGAGGAAGGACGAGGAGAUUUGGAGGGGGCUAAGGAAGCCGUGAGAGAGCUGCGGGCAAAGGUCACUCAGGAGAAGGACCGAAUAAACGCACAGAACAAGGAGAUAAACUCGAUCAACCAGACCAAAGAUAAAUUGACAAAAGAAAGAUCUGAUUGCGAACUUGAGCUGAAGAAGUUGGCGCACGCCAUAGAGAAGCUGACGGAGGAAAUCAAAGUGCUGGAAGAUUACAUGCACAAACUGGAGAGGAAGAACGACUGGAUUGUGACGGACAGGCACUUGUUCGGCCAGAAGAAUGGUCCUUACGACUUUGCUGCUCAUAAUGUGGUGGAAGAGAAAUUGGCUUCUCUCGAGUCGAGAAAGAGAGCGCUUGAGAAGAGGACAAACAGCAAUGCUCAACACAUAUUGGCCAAAAACGAAGAGCAAUUGCUGGCGCUUCUCAAGAAGAGAGACAUUGUGGAAAGUGACAGGCUAAAACUGAAAGUGGUCAUUGAGGCUUUGGACAAGAAAAUGGUCGAGGCGCUUGACGUAGCCUGGCAGAAAAUCAACACCGACUUUGGCUCCAUUUUCUCCACACUGCUGGUGGGAGCCACUGCCAAACUGGAACCAACUGGUCGCACCAACAAAAUCAUUGACGGAUUAGAGGUCCACGUCGGUUUUAAUGGUAAAUGGAAAGAAGGUCUUUCCGAGCUCAGCGGCGGUCAAAGAUCUUUGGUGGCUUUGUCUCUUGUGCUGGCCAUGCUCCAGUUCAAGCCUGCCCCUAUCUACAUUCUUGACGAGGUUGAUGCUGCCCUGGACCCGUCUCACACAGAGAACAUUGGUGAGCUGGUGCAGAAACACUUUAAGCAGUCUCAGUUCAUCAUCGUCUCGCUCAAGGACGGCAUGUUCAAAAAUGCGAAUGUACUUUUUAAGACAAAACUCGUUGAUGGCGUUUCUAACGUGGACAGAAUUAUGCAGUCCAGGGCAAACAAGUAGGACCUUAAUUUUACCUAACUUUAAGAACUAUGUGAAUAUUAUUUUAUUCUUUAAGUUCUAUUGUAAAUUUCAAACUUCAAGUUAGAGUGUAAAUUUAAUGCAACGUAUCUAUAAAGUAUUUUUUCAAACAGAAACACUGG
Neocloeon triangulifer is the source of this 3855-nucleotide messenger RNA. RefSeq names its product structural maintenance of chromosomes protein 2 (gene SMC2). Gene Ontology annotation, cellular component: chromosome. Bases 185 to 3715 code for a protein of 1176 amino acids. The transcript is spliced from 16 exons. Lineage: Eukaryota; Metazoa; Arthropoda; Insecta; Ephemeroptera; Baetidae. Gene Ontology annotation, biological process: chromosome organization. The record is from RefSeq and is a predicted model, not a curated record. Gene Ontology annotation, molecular function: ATP binding; protein binding; ATP hydrolysis activity.